Ostrinia nubilalis (European corn borer) is the source of this 1910-nucleotide messenger RNA. RefSeq names its product spondin-1-like. Gene Ontology annotation, biological process: cell adhesion. The record is from RefSeq and is a predicted model, not a curated record. The transcript is spliced from 10 exons. Gene Ontology annotation, cellular component: extracellular matrix. Bases 71 to 1717 code for a protein of 548 amino acids. Lineage: Eukaryota; Metazoa; Arthropoda; Insecta; Lepidoptera; Crambidae.
ACAUAUCUUGUAUUGCUACAUAGAAAAACUGAAUGUUAUUUUAUAUCAGCAUCACAUUAUUGUAUUAAGAAUGAAAUUACUUGCCAUAAAGUGGUUCAUUAUGUUUAUAACGAUCAUGUCGAAUCACAAAGUUCAUAGUUUUCGAUGUGAUAGAAGACCGUAUGGAACCACCACACAGUCUUCUCCAGCUGACGGUAGAUUCGUGCUACAGAUUGUUGGUACCCACAAUGCGUACUUGCCAGAUCAACUUUACACUGUUCAAAUAACAGAAACCGAUGGUGCGUCAAGGUUUACUGGGUUCAUGAUAUCAGCGGAAGGAGACUUGAAGCCAGAUCCGCGAAACCCUCGCAGGAUGAUCACCCAAUAUCCUGGGGAGAUUCGUCCGCAAACUUCAAAUACUGCGAAGUACAGUGACCGAUGCUUAUAUUCCGUGGAACACACAAUCGCUUCUUUAAAAAAUUCUGUUGAGGUGUAUUGGAAAGCUCCUCCAUCAGGCAGUGGCUGCGUCACUCUCCGCGCCAUGGUAGCGGAAAAUGACAAUGUUUGGUUUGAAGAUGGGUCGCCGUUGACUCUACGCGUCUGCGAAGAUACAAGGCAACCAGACGAUCUCUCCCUACAGUCAAAUUACAACUGCCAAGUCUGCGAUGAAGCUAAAUAUGAGAUUUCUUUCACGGGGAUAUGGUCACGUAACACGCACCCACGGAACUUCCCGGAGAACGAUUGGGUUCCAAAAUAUAGUGACUUAGUUGGAGCUUCCCACACCGCAGAUUUUAUUUUGUGGUCUCCCGGUACCGUCGCAACUGACGGCUUACGGCAACUGGCUGAGCAUGCAAAUUCCAGCAAGCUUGAAGAAGAAAUUUUAGAAAAGGUAGGCGAUGGAGUGCGUACAUUAAUAAAAGGUAAAGGACAUGGCGACCUAAAGAUGAAUAUGCCGACAUACGCAUUUUUCCGGAGUGACAAAGAUAACCACAUGAUUAGUGUGGCAGUGGGAAUCUACCCUUCACCGGACUGGUUUCUUGGCAUUGCGAGGUUUGAGCUAUGUCAAGAAGAUAACACUUGGCUCCAGGAGAGGGAGUUAAACUUGUUCCUGUGGGAUGCUGGUACUGACAGCGGUGUUUCUUAUGAAUCAGCGAAUAUUGAGACAUUCCCACAAGAUGCAGUAAAUAGGGUACAAAUGAGCUCUUACGACAAAAACUCUCCUUUUUAUGGUAUAGACAUAAAAGACGUGCAUCCGUUUGGAAUACUCAGCAUUAGACUUGUUAAAACAUACCACAGGGAAUGUGAGGAAACACCAGAAGGAGAAGAGGGUGGGGAAGAUUCCACGGGCGAAGAGGAAAAAUCUGAAGAAGAAAAUGGUGAAUCAAAUGGCGCUGAACCUGAAGAACCUUCCAGGUAUCAAAACCCAGACCUAGAUAGCAGCGACGACGGGGGUUCGGAAAUAGUUCCAAGCGUAGACCCUGAAUCUUCAGAGGAUUGUCCAAUGACACCUUGGGAAGAAUGGAGCCAGUGUGAAGGAAUUUGUGAGAACAACAAGAUCAAAGGGCUCAAAUGGAGGGUGCGAAAUCAUAUAACACCUCAUCAUGGAGAAAUUCCAAAAUAUUGCAAAAAUCAUUUCGAAACCUUUGAAAAUAUUGAGUGUGAAGAAAAAUGUUCGGUAAAUGAAGAUGAUAUUGCUGCCCAGAAGAGAGUUAUGGUACCUACCCGUGGUAUCUGGUAAAAAAAUAUGGUCGAAGAAAAGAGAUCUACCUAAAAUAACAAAUAAGAAUAAUUCAUUCAAUGUAAUCUAGGUAUUAAUCUAAACUGUUGUUAUUCCGCAGUAGUAAGUAUGUGAAUUACCUAUCAGCUCUUAAGUAAGUGGUCUAUAAAAUGAUGUCUCUGAAGUCUAAAUAGAUUACAUUUUUAUUGGAAAA